Molecule: messenger RNA, 1830 nt
Organism: Cyanidioschyzon merolae strain 10D
Lineage: Eukaryota; Rhodophyta; Bangiophyceae; Cyanidiales; Cyanidiaceae
Product: similar to eukaryotic translation elongation factor 1 alpha
Exons: 1
Coding region: 1-1830 (609 amino acids)
Biological process (GO): translation
Molecular function (GO): GTP binding; GTPase activity
Source: RefSeq, a predicted model, not a curated record
AUGCCCCGCUGGACGCAAGAGAUUGCCGAAGCUUUGGACGACUAUCGUGACGAGCUUGAUGACGGCACCUAUGAUGACGAAGAAUCUCUUUCAUUGGAAGGCGAUUCGCUCCGUGCCCAUGUUCCUCCGGCGCGAAGUUUCCAGUCGACUACGAGCCGGGAGGACCCUGCAGUGAAGACGAAAAGGGCAUCUCGGACCGCACCAGAAGUCGGUGUGCACAGCAAAGCAACCAUGAAGGCGUCGAACAGGUCUGAUCCUGUUGCGGGGAAGCGUGUAUUGCACUCUGCGAAGAUUGUAGAGACGUCGACGCUCCCAGCACAGCAGCCUCAACCUGCGACGGUGCGCAUGACGCCGACCGCGCACCCACAAGAGAGCAAACCCAAGCGUGACGCUGCCUCCAGCCGAGGACGCCUAGCUGAAGCACUCCAGGAACAGAGCUGCCGUCAUCUUACUGUUGUAUUCGCUGGUCAUGUAGACGCUGGCAAGUCAACGCUCAUUGCGCAAAUGCUCAUACAACUAGGAGGCGCGACCUUGACAGAAUUAUCCCAUGCUGACCAAAGAGCUUUCCAGACGCCCCAAGAAGCUCCUAAUCUUGCUUGGAUGUUGGACAGCGAGCAGAGCGAGCGGCAGCACGGGGUCACUGUGGACAUGGCUAUACGUCAAGCGUCGCCUCCGGAUGGAACCUUCACGAUCAGCUUUCUGGACUGCCCUGGGCAUCAGGACUUUGUGCUUGCAUUUCUUCGAGGAGCGUUCUUGGCGGAUCUUGGGGUUCUGGUUAUUGACGCGCGUCCAGGUGCGUCUGACUGGGCCAUCGAGGAUGAGCGUGGUCAGACCCGGCGACAUGCCCAGAUUCUUCGUCAUGUUGGCGUUGAGCAGCUCGUGGUGGCGAUAAACAAAAUGGAUAGCUGCCAUUACGACGAGUCACACUUUGUGGCUCUGCGGAGAAGACUGGACCACAUGCUGUGCGGCGAACUUGGCUGGCAGCAAAUCGUUUACGUGCCGUGCAGCGGUCGAUACGGCGAGAACACCGUGGACGGUACAGCGCCUGCUCAGCUCCGUGAAUGGUAUCGACCACCUGAGUAUGAGCCUUUGUCACUUUUGGGAGCCAUGGAUAGGUAUUUGCGCUCUAGUGCCGCAUCACGCGUGACGCGUCUCAGGGAGCCUGGGAUCUUUGCGGUGCUCGCUGCGGACAGCACGACCUUCAUGGGGACGCUUCUGACCGGCACCCUAUAUGACGGCCAAGCGGUAACACUCUGGCGGACAAACGGCGAUACCCUGGACUGCGUUCUCGACAGCAUCGAGACACUACCGGAACGCCUUGCCGUCGAUGCGCUCCCAAGUCGUUGUUUCGGCACGGUGCGGCUAUCCGCUCGAGGGCGGCAGCGAGCCAAGUCCGAUGCCGGAGAGUUUGCCAGCAGCGGGGCGCUCAUGAUCACCGCCCCGGAAGAGCAGCGUGUGCGUUUCGCGAGUCGCAUUCGAGCCCGACUGUUUGGACUCGCCUCAACGAUGCCCGUCCUACCAGGUCAGCGACUGGAACUUUUUACGGCAGCCGUAUGGGGCAUUAUCGUUCGUAUUCGUUCAUUGCACAGUGACGAUACUGGAAGUUCGCGCAAAAAGCUGCGACGGCUCCCGGAAAACGCUUUCUCUAUCGCAGAAAUAACUUGUGUAAUGGAAGGCAGUACAGGGAUCGGAGAACGAGAUGCAUUGCUCGGGGAAGAUAUCGCGCUGCAACCGUUUGCGCUCGCUAGUAGCUCCCGUGAGCUGGGCUGUUUUGUGCUCCGUUUUCGCCAGAACCUGGUGGCAAUAGGUGAAGUCAUUGCCUUGUGCUGA